GGGGGCGGCGGCGGCAGAACGGGCCCGGGGCAGCGCCAUGGAGAGCGCGAACCAGGAUAUCAACCUUAACUCUCCCAACAAAGGUCUGCUGGCGGAUGCCAUGACAGAUGUUCCCGUGGAUAACGCGGCCCGGGGCGCUGCCCCCGAGGGAUUGACUCUGGCCGAGGAGGAGGAGCUGAGAGCCGAGCUCGCCAAGGUUGAAGAAGAAAUUGGUACUCUCAGACAAGUUCUGGCUGCCAAAGAGAGGCACUGUGGAGAGCUGAAGAGGAAGCUGGGUCUGACACCCUUGGAUGGGCUAAAGCAAAACCUGUCCAAAAGCUGGCAUGAUGUCCAAGUCUCCAACGCUUAUGUGAAAACAUCUGAGAAACUUGGAGAGUGGAAUGACAAAGUGACACAGUCUGACUUAUAUCUUUCAGCCAGCAGCACACUGGAGGACUGGAAUGAAAAAUUAACUCAAUCAGAAGCUUACAAGAAGACCCAGGAAACCCUUUCCCAGGCAGGACAGAAGACUUCAGCAGCCCUUUCCAAUGUAGGUUCUGUUAUCAGCAGGAAGCUUGGUGACAUGAGGAAUUCUGCAACCUUCAAGUCCUUUGAAGAUAGAGUUGGGACCAUAAAGACUAGUAUUCGGGCAAAUGGCCUCUCAGAUAUGUGAAGUCUUGGCUACAGUAGGUGACCUCGACAAGGGGGAAUUGACUUGGUAUUCCCAGUGCUGCUUUCUUGUUGUCCUCACUCUCUUCUCUCCUUCCAGUCCCGAGUGGUGGGCAGCAGGGAAAACAGCACUGAUGGCCUCCACUCCCCCUCUGGAGCUGGGGACAAGCCUCCACAAGACAACGCUCCCUUCUAGACCUGGAUGUGGCUUUGCACAGCUGUGCACAACUGGAAGAACCCCCUCCCUCCCAAACCUUCACCACAGCAACAACAUGCAAAUCCAAGAAGGGGCUGAGAGCCAGUCUGGAGACAUCCAUCCUUCAUUCAUAGACACUGCUGCUGGAGCCAAGUCAAAUAAAGAGAAUGCAAAGUUUUGUACACAAAUAAUAUUUUACACUAAAGUUUGUAGAUUAAAUGUAUCACUGCUGUCCUUUUGGGAGAGCAUGUAAGCUGGAGUUUCCUUAAAGUAGCUCAGAAAUGCCACUGCUGUGGAUGAAAAGACUUUUCCCUUGUCUGACAUAGCUUGGAGCAGCUACAUGGCCCUGAGCAGCAUGAAGAAGGCAGUAACUGGAGAAGCCAAGUGCAUGGGCACCUUAGCUUCAGCUUCUGGCUCUGUUUGUGUGGGGUACUCUGGGAGCUCCCAGGCUUCUCCUGUUACUGUUUUCUCUGGCUGUCAUUGGAGCUGUCAAGUAAAUGGGGUAAACAGUUGGGUUUUUUUCUGGGCUCCUAAAAGGUAAACUUCACUUAGCAGCUGCCUCGUUGUUACACUAAUGCUCUAGCUUUAACAAAACUAAGAAUCUUUAUUUUUAAAUGUAAUGAACUUUAAAGAAAUAAACUUUAAAGACAAAAAAAAAAAAAAAGCUUUGGCAUAUUAGGGCAAUGCUCCCUUGGACUCUGAAGUUGAAUUGCAAGCCUUACAUCACUUAUGCUUUACUUGUUUUGAUUUAUUUUCUGUAGAGGAGACUGCAAGGGUUCUAAAGCUGGUUGUUGAGCACUGGAGUUUUGCAUCAUGCAGUCAUAGCAGCAUGUUUAUAAAGCCAGUUCUUGUGUUAAAUUCAGUGGUGCACUCUGUUUCCCGAGUGUAUGAAACUUGCUUCUCCCUUCUCAGCUUAUCCCUUCGUUCUUGGAGGAGGAAUUUCUGAAGGCUGGAAUAUGGAUACCAUUGGAGGGACUCUGCUCUGCUCUCCGAGGACUCCUCCAGCUGGUACAUCUGGCUGUGACUGGAUGGGUUUCUCAGUUGAAAGCCCCAGCUCUAAUUUUGGUUUACAAAACUGGCAAAGAGUCAUGGAGCUCACCCAGUCCCUCCAGGGGCUGGAUGUUUUGCUCUUUUGAUGUCCAGGUUCAUUGCUCAGGAGCUGACAAAUUCCAAGUUUUCUCCUAGAGGCCUGAUCUUAUUCUAGGCAAGGUGCCUCCACAUAGAAAUACCUAGAGUGAGCAAUUCUGUGCCUUAGAGGCGAAGUGGGACUUACUCAGGUCUUUAAACUUAUGUACAUAUCUGGGUAGUUUUAGUGGUUUAUCACUCCAGAGGGACUGAACUGCCUCUGACCCUUUAGAGAAGCAAGUUUUGACACUGAUUUGAUUAAUCUCCAUUUCCCCCCACCCCUCCCUCUGCAGACCUGGGGACGUGGGAUGAGAUGUUAGUGGGCAGAUGUACUAGGCCAUAGGUGGAGUGUAGAGUGUUGUUCACGGGUACUCCUCAUUUGACUGGAACUGGUCUCCCUGUGAGGAACAGAGCCAGUGAAAUGGGGACUGCUGGAGCUUGGGUAUGGAACUGUUUCUCUUUAAAAUAAAGACUGAGAAAACUUGUCAAUAAAGAAUU
Messenger RNA from Cinclus cinclus, 2467 nucleotides. RefSeq names its product TPD52 like 2 (gene TPD52L2). Lineage: Eukaryota; Metazoa; Chordata; Aves; Passeriformes; Cinclidae. Gene Ontology annotation, cellular component: cytoplasm. The record is from RefSeq and is a predicted model, not a curated record. Bases 38 to 652 code for a protein of 204 amino acids. The transcript has 8 exons.